AUUGGGUAACUGGGUGUAACCCAAGCAGAAGGGCCAUACAUUUCCUUUCCAAGUUCCAACGCCAGCCGUCUCUAACCCUGUUCUUUCAUUUCUCUUCCGAAUCCUCCACUCUCUCUUUUCUCUGAUUUCAGGCUAGCGUUUCGCAUUCAAAACAGGGUUUCGCAGCAAUCAUGGCAGACGAUGAAGUGAAGGAUGAGGUGGCGGAAAUUACGCCCUUUGAUCCUACUAAAAAGAAGAAGAAGAAGAAGGUUGUGAUACAGGACCCUGCAGAUGAUUCUGUUGACAAGUUGGCUGAGAAGACUGAAGCAUUGUCGGUUUCUGAUGGGCUUGACUUUACCAGUAUGAAAAAGAAGAAGAAGAAACAAGUAGAGGCCAGUACAUUGAAUGAGGAAAGUGGGGAUGCUGGAGACGAUUUUGAUGAUCAUAUUGAUGGGGAUGAAGAAGGUGAUGGCAUUGUCUUGCAACAACGUUAUCCUUGGGAAGGAAGUGAUCGUGAUUAUGAAUAUGAAGAGCUUCUUGGUCGGGUGUUUAACAUCCUCCGGGAGAAUAACCCUGAGCUUGCUGGAGAUAGACGUAGAACUGUUAUGAGGCCUCCACAAGUUCUUCGUGAAGGCACCAAGAAAACUGUAUUUGUGAAUUUCAUGGAUCUCUGCAAGACAAUGCAUCGACAACCCGACCAUGUCAUGGCAUUCUUGCUUGCUGAGCUGGGGACAAGUGGAUCGCUUGAUGGGCAGCAAAGGUUGGUUGUGAAGGGCAGGUUUGCACCGAAAAAUUUUGAAGGGAUCCUUCGUCGUUAUAUUAAUGAGUAUGUCAUUUGCCUUGGAUGCAAAAGUCCAGAUACAAUUCUCUCAAAGGAAAAUCGUCUUUUCUUUCUCAGAUGUGAGAAGUGUGGGUCUGGACGAUCAGUUGCUCCAAUAAAAGCUGGUUUUGUUGCGCGUGUUGGCCGCAGAAAUACUGGCACUUAGACUGUUUGAUUUGGGCCAGAAGGAUAUCGCGGGAAGUUUAUGAAACCUCAUUUGAAGUUGUAGUAUCUACUGGUACUGUUAUUAUGAGGUUUUGAAUAGAGGUUAAAUAAUUGUAAUUUGUCAUUUUGGGUAAUACGGAUAUUAAAAUGAAGGGAUGUAUGUGUUUGGUUUUUCCUCCUGUGAUAAAAGUUUUGGUUUGUUUGCUUGCU
Messenger RNA from Theobroma cacao (cacao), 1174 nucleotides. RefSeq names its product eukaryotic translation initiation factor 2 beta subunit. The record is from RefSeq and is a predicted model, not a curated record. Gene Ontology annotation, cellular component: eukaryotic translation initiation factor 2 complex. Lineage: Eukaryota; Viridiplantae; Streptophyta; Magnoliopsida; Malvales; Malvaceae. Gene Ontology annotation, molecular function: mRNA binding; translation initiation factor activity; translation initiation factor binding. Gene Ontology annotation, biological process: formation of translation preinitiation complex; translational initiation.